Molecule: messenger RNA, 1867 nt
Organism: Ahaetulla prasina
Lineage: Eukaryota; Metazoa; Chordata; Lepidosauria; Squamata; Colubridae
Gene: PLEKHA2
Product: pleckstrin homology domain containing A2
Exons: 11
Coding region: 16-1440 (474 amino acids)
Cellular component (GO): membrane; cytoplasm
Molecular function (GO): PDZ domain binding
Source: RefSeq, a predicted model, not a curated record
GGAGGGACCGAGUAGAUGCCCUUUUCGGGGAAAAGGAGGAGGAGGAGGAGGAGGAGGAGGGAUGGGGUGGUGUGCGUGCUGCGCGCACCCGAACACACCCACCCGCGUAGGGGCUGGAGCUUGGGGCGGGCGCGCCGCUGGAAGGACGGGAAGGUGGCGCAAUGGGUCGGAAGAAGCCGAGGAGGGCCCGGUGUGGAAGAUGAGCUGCAGCCGGCCUUCCCUCCCGGGGCUCCGGAGCGACGGUGGGUGCCAGCGGAGCCCAGGGUCCGACGCUUUGGGCGCCAGGGUGCGGCUCCCGCCGGCGCUUUAAGACCAAGCCAAAGAAGUCGGAAACAGAAUCUGGCUGUAGGGUCAAAAGCAGUAGGAUCUCUACAACUGACCUACAUCUCUAAGGUCAGCGUGGCUACCCCCAAACAAAAGCCGAAAACACCAUUCUGUUUUGUUAUCAACGCCUUGUCUCAGCGCUAUGUCUUGCAAGCAAAUGACCAAAAAGAUCUGCAAGACUGGGUGGAAGCGUUGAACACCGCCAGCAAGAUUACGGUACCAAAGCAUGGAAGUUUGUCACUAGCCACAGAAGCGGGAAGGCACCCGUAUAAGACUGAAAUCAUUGGAGGAGUUGUCGUGCAGACACCCAUCUCUGUCAACCAGAAUGGAGGCGAUGGCUCUGAAGGCCACGAGCUUUCGUCUCACCCUUUGUUGAAGCGGUCCCAGAGUUACAACCCCGCUACCAAAACCCCGGUGGGACCGCUAGUCCUCAAGAGCGGCUACUGUGUGAAGCAGGGGAAUGUAAGAAAGAGCUGGAAACGCCGUUACUUCAUGCUGGAUGAAAUUUCUGUCAAUUAUUUCAAAUGCGAGCAGGAUAAAGAGCCUUUGCGGUCAAUCCUUCUGAAGGAUGUUCUGAAGACUCAUGAAUGUCUCGUCAAAUCUGGUGACCUUCUAAUGAGGGAUAAUCUCUUCGAAAUUAUAACAAGCUACCGGACCUUCUACAUCCAGGCCUACAGCCCUGAAGACAUGAAAAGCUGGAUCAAAGAGAUUACCGGUGCGGUGCAGGCGUUAAAGAGCUGUCCCAGAGAAAUGCCUUUGGUGAGAUCCGUGUCGAUGGAUAAGCGAGGAAGCCCAACCUUGUCCGGCUCCACCGCGGCCUCCAUAGCAUGGCUGAAGCAGCGAGGAGAGGAGCCCAAAGCUGGCCAGAAAGUUCCUUCCACUUCUUGCUGGCUACCUUGGAUGCCCGUGCCGCAGCUGGAAGAGAAGCAGCUGCCGGCAUCCAAGGAACAGGCCGAAGAGGUGAGCAACUCUGGGUUUGCCCCUUUGUCUGCAGAGCGAGAAGCUGGAGAGACCCAGGUCCGGCGUUUCCGACACAGGUCGGAGCCCCAGAACUUCAGAGAGCGCCGUUUUCUGAUUGACUUGGAGGAUGAAAACAUCAGAACCUCAGACGUGUGACGAUGCAGCAAAGUGGAUGUUGCCGGGAAACGGGCGUUCUGAGGAUGGGAUGUCCUGGAUGAACAAUUGCUAGCUUGCGCCAGCUCCGAAUGCAGAGAACAGAGACUGCCAACAAAGUUAAAGCUAAGAAGGAUCUACGCUUGCGCGUCGGUUGCUGAAGUCUUCUCAAGACCCAGCCUAGUGCCAGAAUGUUCGCGAUGGUCCUGCGUCGAGUCUUUUGAGGAUACCAGAACCGUACAAAGGAGUUUACCCCGUUCACCAUGGGAAGCUGUUCGUUAUGCCCUCGUGGCUUCCCGUCUGGGAAGGGAAGGGAAGCCGACAGUUGGAGGCCUUGAUAAACAUGUCGCGUUCCUGUCUGUUUGCUUGUGCAAACUAGAGUUUUACUAGAGUUACCCGGAACAUACAGCAACAUAGUAGAUCUACUCUU